CCCCAACCGCGGGAAUUUCUUCCAGCUUAAACCCUUACAAUAAAUAAUCCUAAAUAUCAGACUUAAAGAAAGAUAGAAAGAAAGAGAGAGAAAGUCAUGACGCACAAUGGACUGGGAGAAACUUGACCUGAAUCCAAAGAUCAUUAAUGCUUUAAGAAAAGCUAAUGUGAACUCAGCGGAACAGAUCCUGAGUCUUCCGGCUUCGGAUCUACAGAGACUCCUCCAGCUGUCUGACCCUGAGGUCCAGCUGGUGCACACUGCGGUAGCGUCUCUGUACCGCCCGCUCCCACCUGUCACAGCUUUACAGCUGACACGUGGAGAAUUUCCUUCUUUGGAGCCUGGGCAUAGGCUUUCGUUUGCUUGUCCUGUCCUGGAUGGUCUCUUGUGUGGUGGCCUUCCCCUGCAAGGAAUAACCGAGUUAGCAGGAGAGAGCGCUGCUGGAAAGACACAGUUUGGUCUGCAGCUUUCUUUGUCCGUUCAGUAUCCACGUGAGCAUGGGGGUCUCGGAGCAGGAGCUGUAUAUAUCUGCACUGAAGAUCCUUUUCCUAUUAAACGUUUGAGGCAGCUGAUUACCCAGCAGUCCCGGCUUCGUCCCGAUGUCCCCCCAGCUCUGAUCCGUAGCCUCCGCUUCAGUGACAACAUCUACAUCGAGCACACUGCAGACCUGGAGGCCCUGCAGACAUGUGUUACAAAGCGAGUGCGCACGCUGCUGGAGCGAGGUCUAGUCCGCCUCGUCGUGGUGGACUCAGUAGCCGCUUUAUUUCGUAGCGAGUUCCAGGCUGAUGAGGCCAUAGAGAGAGCACGUCACCUACUGGCCUUCUCCUCUACACUACAUCGACUCAGCCAUACAUACAGCGCCCCUGUUUUCUGCAUUAAUCAGGUGUCAGAUGUCAUAGAUGGUCCGAACCCAGGCCGCUGUGAUUACGGGCUGGUGGACUGUAAGGUGCUCCCUGCUCUGGGUAUUAUUUGGGCCAAUCAGGUGAUGGUACGACUCAUGCUGAGGAGACAAGAAGGCUGUUUAAAAUCAGAGGAGCAGACCAGCGCCACGCGCAAAUUAGAGGUGGUUUUUGCUCCUCAUCUGCCUCGAGAGUUCUGCCUGUGUGGGGUCUGGGAGGAAGGAAUUCGAGGAGUCACACAAGAAAAAGUCAUUAAACAGUCUCAGGCGGGGACAACAUUAUUAAAGGAUUAGAGCAAAGAAUUUGUGAUUCUCUGGAGGUGAUGAACUCCAUUAACUGAUGAGACAGAUUAAAAUAAUUACACAAAUCUGUUUUACUGCAUCAUUAAAAUACAAAUAGAAAAAGCAUACUCAAUGUUUUUGAAUGUAUGUGUUGUCGAUAAAUUAUAUUUUACCUUAGUAACACCUGUCUAAUCCAGUCAAUGCAACAUUAUAUGUGUAACGCCUUUUACAAAUAAAGUUCUCUAAGAAUUAACCCCCCCCCCCCAAAGAUGUGCAUUAAUCUGUCUACUUUCUGUUCACUCCUUCUGGUGAGGAUCAUGUUGGCAACAGGAUGACAAACAGUAAUGCCAACUAAAUAUUCCAGCUUCUGUUUAGGGAUCCCCUAAAAUCCCCAAACCAACUGUAGGGCUACACAUCUGUACUUGUAUAGACACAUCUGUACUUGAAUAGAUUUA
This is a messenger RNA of Clarias gariepinus (North African catfish), 1632 nucleotides long. It is a transcript of the gene xrcc3, whose product is annotated as X-ray repair complementing defective repair in Chinese hamster cells 3. Gene Ontology annotation, cellular component: Rad51C-XRCC3 complex; replication fork. NCBI's taxonomy places the organism in Eukaryota, Metazoa, Chordata, Actinopteri, Siluriformes, Clariidae. The coding region runs from base 107 to 1189 and encodes 360 amino acids. The record is from RefSeq and is a predicted model, not a curated record. Gene Ontology annotation, biological process: double-strand break repair via synthesis-dependent strand annealing; resolution of mitotic recombination intermediates; telomere maintenance via recombination. Gene Ontology annotation, molecular function: four-way junction DNA binding; ATP binding; ATP-dependent DNA damage sensor activity. The transcript is spliced from 7 exons.